CACAGGACAGUCUUGCCAAAAAAGAAAUUUCCGUAUUUAAAAAGUCAAUCGUUGUGUAAGAAUGAUGUGCUGUACAUUUAAUUUAGUAUUACUUUUAGGCAAGAUGUCAAUUGACAGUCACAACUCAAGACUCUCAAAGAAAAGUGCUAUCAAUUAUGCUUUCACAAAGUAUUACAAUGAAUUUGCUGCAUUGGCAGAAAAAUCUUAUUUCUUCAAGGUGAUUCUAUAUACAUAUUUCAUUGAAGGAAAAAAAAUGGAUUCCCUUACUCUAGACUAUAUAAAGGAUGUAUAUGAAAAAGAAGAUAAAACAGAAGCAAUUAAGAUGGCAUGGGGUUAUUUAAAAUAUGAAGGAAUUCCUCAAACAGUAAAAGUCUUAAAAACUUUUCACGAAUCGAAAGAACUCGCCGAAAGGAUGAGCAUAUCUUGGCAAACAUUAAUCAAUGAAGUUAAACAACACCAUCUAACAAAAAAUAUGAAUAUUCAACUUCUUCCUUUUGAUGAAAAUUCAAAAGCCAAAAUUCAAAAUAUUAUAUCUCCAUUAGAAAUUUUAAAAGUUAAUGCUGAGACAAUAUUUUCAACAAAUUCUGAAAAAUCUAACUACAAUUAUAAAAACUUUCAUAAUAUUUUCAAUACAGAAUUCAAUAAAAUAAUUGUUCAAGGUGAACCAGGAAUUGGAAAAAGUGUUCAAGUUAAAUAUCUUAUGAAUUGUUGGGCUUUGAAUAAAUGGGAUGAUGUUUUAAAUGAUAAACUAUUUCUUGUUAUCUAUAUAAAGAAUGUUUUAAACAAUGAAGACAUAUUCGACUCGAUAUUGAAGAGUAACUUUCCAGGAGAUACAACUGUAACAAAGGAUAAUAUCAGAGAUUUUUUCGAAGAGAAACAAAUGAGAGACGUCUUUCUCUUAUUGGAUGGAGGUGAUGAAAUUGACAAAUUGAAAUUAUUAAAUGAAAAUAAAGAAUAUUGUAUUCAAAAUUUCAUCGAUAGUUCAAAUUGUCCAAUUCCAACAGUUGUUUGGUGUAGAAAUUGGAAAUCAAUAGAAAUUUUGUCUACUUGCGAUGUUGCCUUUGAAUUAAUUGGUUUCAAUUCUGAUCAAUUGAAAAAGUAUUUUGAAACAAAUUUUAUUAAUAUGCCAUGUGAUGAGUUUGUUUAUGCAUUGAACAAAGGAAACGGAAAUAUAAAGAGUUUUUGUAGAAUUCCUCUCCUAGCAACAAUUAUUUUCUACUUGUAUCAUGAAAAGAAAUUUGAAUUUGAAUAUGAUAAUUUAUACACAAUUUAUGAGAAUGCAAUUGAACUUAUCUUUAUAAAAAAUGGAAUAGAAUUGAAUGAUUUAACAAUGGAAACUAUUUAUAGGCAAAGUUUCCUCUGUUUAGCUGAUAAUAGAAUUGGAAUGAAAAUUGAUAAAAACCAAUUGAAAUCAUUUCAUAAAGUUUUUAAAUGCUUUGCACAAAUUUUUAAUAAUUCUGAUAAUCCGGAAGAACUUGAAAUUCAAUAUUUUCAUUUGUCUAUUCAAGAAUUUUUCGCCGCUAAACAUAUAAUAACAAAAUAUAUGGAAAAUCGAAUACAGACAUCAUUAUAUAUUGACAAACAGUUAAAGGAUAAAAAAGUACUCAACAUUUAUAAUACAAUGAAUCUAUUAAAGGAAAAAGAUGAAAGUAUUUUUAAGCAUGUUCUUCUCAAUUCUAUGAUAUUGGAAAAAGCUUUUCAACUUAGUGAUAAUAUCAAAAGUAUCCUUACUGAUGAUUCUGGUAAUAAUUCAAAAGUUCAGUUAACAGAUGAAACAAUCAGCUAUUUAAUUCUUGAUUUAGUCAUUGAAAAGAUUAAGAAUUCUAUUCAAGAACUUAUAUUACAAAAGGUCAAGACAAAUUUCAAGAGAUUACUACUCAAAAUUUCAAAUACAAGUAUGAUAAAACUGAAAAAAAUCCAUUUAUCAAUAGAAAAUUUCAAUCAUUUAGUUUUGAAUGAUGCAGAAGUAAUGAAACAAUUUUUGGUUUUACUACAAAAUGAUACAUUGAGAUAUUUUGACACUCAAAGAUUUCAUUUAAACGUAAUCUUUGAAAAUGAUGUCAAAUGUAUUAAAAUUGGUAAUAGAUUUAACAGUUUUAAUAUUUCUGCUAAUAGAAAUUUAUCAAAUUCAAAUAAUAAAAGAAUGGAAAUUCAGGAUAAUGGAUCUAAAUUUAAAAAAAUGUGGCAAUUAUUAUCAAUAACUGAUGGAUUUGAUAAUCUUAUAAAUGAGAUUAUCAAAUAUUAUAGUUUAACUACAUUUGAUAUUCAUGAACAAUAUUUAUCUGAGAAUCAACUCAAAGCUUUGACAAUUAUGUUUUCUACAUUUUCCCAAACUCUUUCAAAUGUUAAAUUGAAUGUAGGAAAAUUGAAUGAGAGUACUGCAAAAAUUCUAUACAGUUUUAUGGACAGUUUAACAUACUUGAAAUCAUUUUCUCUCACAUCUUCUAAAUCAGAUAGCGGGACUAAGUGUUUUAUAGAUAAGAUAAUGGAAUACAAGCGUACCUCUUUAGAAAGUUUAAAGAUAAAACUGUUAUCCUAUACAUCACUGGAGUGUAUAUCAUUGAGUGGUCUACUAGAAAAAUUUCCUAAACUAAGAUACUUGGAGAUUUCAGGUUUAAAUGUUACAUUUGCAAAUCAUGAAAUGAAUGAUAUUCUCUUGGAUGAGAUUGAAAAUAUAUGUCUGGAAAACUGUUUUUUGAAUGACAAGCAAGCUGAAAUAAUUGUCAACAAGAUACAUAAUAAUAGUAAUUUUGAUGAUUUAUUACGAAAUCGGCAAUUAGGUGAUGCGUUGAUAGUUCUGCAAAGACACUUUUUAGAUUUCAACAAGACAUUGAGAAAUAUAUCAAUAAAAUUUUCACAAAGAUUUACCUAUAUGGAUUUAAGAGGAAAAGUCAUCUCAUUGUCCAAUUGUCAUCUGCAGACAAUUGAAAAUGUGUCAUCUUUUGACAAGAAUAAUGUUUUUCAGCAAAGUCUUGGCUUGAGAAAUUUCGAAGAAAGUAUUCCAUCUCUCUCCAUUUUUAAAUGCCAUUCAAGUGAUAAGAAUAAUGAUUGCCAGCAAGAAAUCUUGUGCAGUUACCUAAGAUCUUGUAAGAAUUUGGAACAUUUUCAUAUUCAAUCAGAAAAUGACGUUUUCGAAUAUAAAACAAUUUUUCAUUCACUCUCAUCAUCUUCUAAAAACUUCCUUAAAGUUAUCAAUGUUAGCUCUGCCAUCCAAUCGGAGGCUUCCGGUUUGGCAUUUGCGGAACUGCUUGACAAUUGUAAAUGUUUGGAAAAUAUUGAUAUAAGCUCAAAUAGUUCAAUUGGAGAAAGAGAAUUUGAAAAGAUUUUAUUAUCCCUAGCAAAUUCAUUGGCAAAGUUGAGCCAUCUAAAUCUAAGUAAAUGCAAUUUGUCAACUUUAAACAUUAAAACUCUUAACAAACUGCUGAAACAAUGCUCAUCAGUUGUUUAUAUUGAUAUAAGUUUUAACAAAUCAGUUUAUUCACUGUUUAAUUCACUUGUAGAAUCUUUAAAGCAAUCAUCUGGUGUGUUUAAACACCUCAAUGUAAGCAAUUGCUCUAUAACAAAUGAAUCAGCUCAUGAAGGUUUAAAUAAUUUAAGAUAUUUUCCUCAUCUGGAAUUUUUGGAUGUCAGUUCAAAUGCAGAAAUUGGUAGUGCUAUUGCUAGAUUGAAAAAAUCUUUGGAGAAUUCUAAUUCAUUGAAAUAUUUAAAAUUCAAUAAUUGUAAUAUAUCUAAACAGUUCAGAAGACGGCAGACAGUAAAAAAUCAGUGGUUUCCUGCUCUUGAAUAUUUAGAUUGUAGUUGUAAUCCGGGUAUUGAUAAUGAUAUUGGUAUUAUUGUCACCCUUUUGGGAAGAUCAUUUGAGACUCUAAAGUAUAUCAAUUUGAGUAAUUGUCAUAUAACUGAAGAUAUUGGUAAACAGUUUGCUGUAAAUCUUCAAAGAUUUCAGUAUCUAGAACAUUUAGAUUUAAGCUCAAAUAGAGCAAUUGGGAAUUCUAUAAAUGAUAUAUUAAGUUCUCUGGAAAGCUCUUCAGAAACAAUGAAAUAUCUCAACUUUAGUGACUGUAAAAUGACAGAAGAGUCUGGUAAUUAUCUGGAAAAGUAUUUGAAAACUUUUUCCUCACUAGAAUAUUUGAAUAUCAGAAGAAAUGGAAAUGUUUGCAAGAGUUUAAAAAAUAUUACAAAAUCUUUAUUGGAACUAUCAAAAACAUUAACUCAUGUGUAUAUUGAUUUCUGCGGCCUUUCUACCUCAGACAGGCCUAUAGUUGAAUCCUUACUACAAUCACUAUCUCUUGAGGACUUUGAAUUGUAAUUUAUGUCAUGAUUAUCAUUGAGUAACUUAAACGAAUAUUUUGAAUGCCAAACAUUUCCAAUAAAUGUGUG
Molecule: messenger RNA, 4380 nt
Organism: Dimorphilus gyrociliatus
Lineage: Eukaryota; Metazoa; Annelida; Polychaeta; Dinophilidae
Source: the annotation of a GenBank genome assembly